UCGGGCGAGCCACAAGGUGCCUCCUGCAUCCUUCGACAGCCUUCGGUAGUGAGUGCGUUGCAAGCGAAGGGCUGCUGGCCCCCUUCAGACGGAUCUUUGGCUUCAUCAUCAGUCUUAGUACUCGGUCCUAUCUCAUCGACCACGUCGAAGUAGCUGCAUUGCAUUGCUGCUAUAAUGGCUGGCUACCACCAUGGCAUCGUUUGGGCUGUUACAUUUUUGGGCGCUGUGUGGGUGAUGGCACAAGGCAUGCCAGCCGUCGACCCUGUCGGGAAAGCAGCAGUGGACACAAAAGAGGCCCUUAACGGAUCCGAAGCCAUCAAUUCCACGGAGGCUGCUUCCAGUUCGGGCUUCAGUUGCGAGGGACGAAUCUUUGGAUACUACGGUGACACAAAGAACUGUUCGCUGUUCCAUUACUGUGAGCCAUUCACAGACCCCGAGAAGAACCAGUUUGUCCUUCAUGCCGCCUACCUCUGCCCGAACGAGACGGUUUUCAACCAGCUGUCGUUAACCUGCGUUUAUCCAGCAGAAGCACUGGACUGCUCACGUGCUCCUGAAUACUACUACGUCAAUAGUCACGUUGUGCCAGUUGACAGUUCGGCCGAACAAAGUUCGUCGGCGGAGGCUAGCUCAGUCGAAGUUCAGGACAACAAGGACGGCAAGAACACCAAGGAUAGUAAGGAGGCCUUCGAAAAGGCCAAAGACGCUACCGCUGCCGAAACCAAGAAGCCUUAAAUAUCCUUAUGGAACAGUCGGGCUAACGGCAGAUAAACUGUAGAACGUAUGGUCUGAGGGAUGAAACGGAACGAAUCAAUAGAACAGACACAGGCUAUCACAGAUAUUUACGUAGGCGAUCGUUGCUUCGUCGUUGGAGUGCCGUGGUGCAAGCGGUACAAGCCUUAGUAUAUAAUCACCGCCAGAAUCGAACCGCCGGCCAUUGAUUUUUAUAGGUAUUUCGGCGUUCCUGAUGUGCUAAUGCUUUAUGUAUAAACCUUCGGGCAUCACUAGAGUGCCUACAGCGAAAUGCUAUUGCGGCGAGGAUGAUAUUACGGGGUUUAAAGUACGAUUUUCCUCGAAGGAGUGCGGAUCGCGUUCGGCCGGUCCUACUGUAUAUAUAAAUAGGGUGAAAGAACUAGAAAAAAAAUGAGGACGGCGUUUUACACGCUGAACGAAGAAGACGCCGCUGAAAUUGAAGGAAAGGGAAAAUAGCAAAUAAACAAAAAAGCAAAAAAACACGUGGUUAGUAAAAGACACGAUAAUUUGUAUUUAUUAUUUGCAGUUAACGAAUAAAAUAGACAGGCUAAUAAAAAUGCUAUUGCCAGGAGCUUCGUUUUGGCAAGUGCGAGAAA
Varroa destructor (honeybee mite) is the source of this 1346-nucleotide messenger RNA. RefSeq lists its product as uncharacterized. The record is from RefSeq and is a predicted model, not a curated record. Lineage: Eukaryota; Metazoa; Arthropoda; Arachnida; Mesostigmata; Varroidae. Gene Ontology annotation, cellular component: extracellular region. Gene Ontology annotation, molecular function: chitin binding.